UUUCAUUGUCAUUUUCUAAAUACUAUAAGAAAAGGAAAAUUGGAGCUAUCUGUGUGGCACCAUCUCUGUUGAUUACAAACAACCUAUGAUUCCACGUUCUUCAAUAGCUUGUUCUAAUCGGAUAAGACUAUGGCAGUUUUUAGGUAAUCGGAAAUUCUGAAUUAGUGAAGCUUUGUUUACACUUUACAGUGUUCCAAUGGAAUUUUGGUUCGUCAUCAUCCUUUCCAUCUGCCUCGCUGCCCUACUUAAGCUCAUCCUCGGCCUCAGCUCCUCACGCCGAAAGCUAAAACUUCCCCCAGGCCCACUGUCCCUUCCCUUCAUCAGCGACCUCUUUUGGGUCCGGAAAUCCUUCGCUGACCUUGAGCCCAUCCUCCGAUCCCUCCAUGCCAAGUACGGCCCUGUCGUGGCCCUCCGCCGGGGUGGCUCCCGACCCGCUGUCUUUGUCUCCUCUCGACUGCUGGCCCACCAGGCCCUCGUCCAGGAUGGUGCCACCUUCGCUGAUCGCCCGCCAACCGUGGGUGUUGAGACUAUCAGUACCUCUCGCCACAGGAAGAUCAACUCCACCCCCUAUGGCCCCAUGUGGCAGGUCCUCCGCCGCAACCUGACAGCAGAGUUCCUCCACCCUGUCCGUGUAAGGUCAUACUCUCCAGCUCGUAAGUGGGUGCUGAAAAAAUUGCUAGACAGUCUAAGGAGAGACGAACCGGUUCAGCCAGUGGGACACUUCCGGUGCACAAUCUUCUCUAUAUUGGUGCACAUGUGCUUUGGGGACAGGAUCGACGAGCAGCAGAUCAAGGAGGUGGAGGAGGUGCAGAGAGUGAUGCCACUGAUCUUGGGGCGGUUCGAGAUCCUCAACUUGUGGCCAAGCCUGGGGAAGGUUCUGUUCCGGCGGCAGUGGAAAGAAUUUAAUCGGCUCAGCCAGAAACAGAAGAAAGUGCUCCUUCCGCUCAUAAGGGUUCACGCCAUUGCCAGCAGGACCAAAAAGAGAAAGGAGGAGCAGGGGAAGGACUAUGGUGAUAAUGUGGUAUGUUAUGCAGACACAUUGCUCAACUUGGAGCUGCCAGAGAAGAGAAAGCUUAAUGAAGACGAAAUGGUGAGCCUCUGCUCAGAAUUUCUCAAUGGAGGGACUGGCAGCACCUCCACUGCGCUCCAGUGGAUAAUGGCCAACAUCGUCAAGUACCCAGCAGUCCAGGAGACCCUUUACAGUGAGAUCAGGGCCAUGAUCGGCCCCAAGGUGGUGACAGUGGAUGAGGAUGACCUGCAAAGGCUGCCAUACCUUAAGGCAGUGGUGUUGGAGGGGCUGAGAAGGCACCCACCUGCCCAUCACGUGCUCCCGCAUGCAGUGACUGAGGACACCGAACUUGACGGCUUCCUGAUCCCAAGGAAGGGGACAGUGAACUUUAUGGUGGCAGAGAUGGGCUGGGAUCCGGAGGUUUGGGAGGAUCCCAUGGCCUUCCGGCCAGAUAGGUUCUUGGUCAACAGACAUGGAGGUGGAGGGAUGGAGUUCGAUAUAACGGGGGCCAAGGAAAUUAAGAUGAUGCCAUUUGGGGCGGGGUUGAGGAUGUGCCCAGCAUACACCCUCGCUUUGCUCCAUUUGGAGUACUUUGUGGCAAAUUUGGUUUGGGCAUUCGAGUGGAAAGCUGUGGACGGGGAUGAGGUCGACUUGUCAGAAAAGGAGGAGCACACCUUCGUUAUGAAGAAUCCUUUACAGGCCAUUCUGACUCCCAGGUUGAAAUGAGGGAAGAUGAUGAUGAUGAUCAUUUCACGGAGUGUUGCAUCCCUGUGAUGCCGGAGCAAACAACUGCAACAAAGAUUGCCUUAUCUUUUUAGUGUAUUUGUUGAACAUGAGAAACUUUAUCAAACCUUCAGUCUUAUAUACGAAUCGAGUGACAGUAACGUAACGCUCA
Punica granatum (pomegranate) is the source of this 1904-nucleotide messenger RNA. Lineage: Eukaryota; Viridiplantae; Streptophyta; Magnoliopsida; Myrtales; Lythraceae. The record is from RefSeq and is a predicted model, not a curated record.